GCAGCAGGGAUCCCAUACGUGGAGAGGAGUCUGCUGUGAGGUCUGGGCGAAAUGGCGAGCCUUCUGCGCAUUGCUGUUAGUGGGUGCUCAACUCCUGUUUUUGGCAAUGUGUUACCACCUAAGGUGCAUUGUGCAAAGAUGCUGUGUUUGCGAAUGUUUAGAACCCACCAGAUGCUCAGGUCUCAGGCAGCUCCAAAGCCAGGAAUUCCUUAUAAACAGCUGACUGUAGGUGUCCCCAAGGAGAUAUUUGAGAAUGAGAAGAGAGUGGCUCUAUCACCGGCUGGAGUUCAAGCCUUGGUUAAACAAGGCUUCAAUGUUGUGGUGGAAUCUGGUGCUGGAGAAGCUUCCAAAUUUUCUGAUGACCAUUACAGAGAAGUUGGAGCAAAGAUCCAGGGGACCAAGGAAGUCCUGGCUUCUGAUUUGAUUGUCAAAGUGAGGGCUCCUAUAUAUAACUCAGCUCUAGGUGUACAUGAGGCAGAUCUUUUUAAGACGGCGGCUACCCUGAUUAGUUUUAUCUAUCCAGCACAAAAUCCAGACCUCCUGAAAAAACUCGCAGAAAGAAAAACUACUGUCUUGGCUAUGGAUCAGGUUCCACGGGUCACCAUUGCUCAGGGAUAUGAUGCACUUAGCUCCAUGGCCAACAUUGCUGGUUACAAGGCUGUGGUACUGGCAGCAAAUCACUUUGGUCGAUUUUUCACGGGUCAGAUCACAGCUGCUGGCAAAGUUCCUCCAGCAAAGGUCUUGAUCAUCGGAGGAGGAGUUGCUGGCCUGGCUUCUGCAGGAGCAGCUAAAUCAAUGGGUGCAGUGGUUCGUGGAUUUGAUACUAGAGCUGCAGCUCUGGAACAGUUCAAGUCUCUUGGUGCUGAGCCUUUGGAAGUCGACUUAAAGGAAUCUGGAGAGGGACAAGGUGGUUAUGCGAAAGAAAUGUCCAAAGAAUUUAUUGAAGCUGAAAUGAAACUCUUUGCCAAGCAGUGCCAAGAUGUUGAUAUUAUCAUCACUACAGCGCUUAUUCCAGGCAAAAAAGCUCCCAUCUUGUUUAAGAAGGAUAUGAUUGAAUCGAUGAAGGAAGGUUCAGUCGUUGUGGAUUUAGCUGCAGAAGCAGGGGGAAACAUUGAGACUACAAAGCCUGGAGAAAUGUAUGUUCAUAAGGGUGUUACACACAUUGGCUACACAGACCUGCCUAGCAGAAUGGCUACCCAGGCCAGUACUCUGUAUUCCAAUAAUAUAAUCAAACUCCUAAAGGCUAUUAGUCCUGACAAAGAGAACUUCUACUUUGAUCCAAAAGAUGAAUUUGAUUAUGGGACUCUAGAUCAUGUUAUUAGAGGAACUGUAGUCAUGAAGGAUGGCAAGGUGAUUUUCCCAGCACCUCCACCAAAUAACAUUCCUCAAGGAGCCCCUGUGAAGCAGAAGACUGUAGCAGAACUGGAAGCAGAAAAAGCAGCUACUAUUACACCUUUCAGAAAAACUAUGACUAGUGCAUCUAUAUACACAGCAGGUUUAACUGGCAUGUUAGGACUGGGCAUUGUAGCUCCUAAUACUGCUUUCACACAAAUGGUGACGACAUUUGGCCUAGCUGGAAUAGUGGGGUACCAUACAGUAUGGGGUGUGACUCCUGCUCUUCACUCUCCACUCAUGUCAGUGACUAAUGCUAUCUCAGGACUAACUGCUGUUGGUGGGCUGGUAUUGAUGGGAGGAAACUAUCUCCCUGAAAACACUCCUCAAAGUCUAGCAGUGCUUUCAGCCUUUAUCUCUUCAGUCAAUAUUGCAGGUGGGUUUCUAGUUACACAGAGAAUGCUGGAUAUGUUCAAACGUCCCACAGAUCCUCCUGAGUACAACUACUUGUACCUACUUCCUGGUGGUGUAUUUGUAGGAGGCUAUGCAGCUGCUCUCAACGGUGGCUAUAAUAUUGAACAGAUGAUGUAUCUGGGCUCAGGCUUAUGCUGUGUUGGUGCCCUGGCUGGUCUGUCCACCCAAGGAACAGCUCGUCUUGGAAAUGCUUUGGGUAUGAUUGGUGUUGCAGGAGGUUUAGCAGCGACUCUUGGAGGCCUUAAACCCUCACCUGAAUUGUUGGCGCAGAUGUCAGGUGCAAUGGCACUUGGUGGUACCAUAGGUUUGACGAUUGCUAAACGCAUCCAGAUUACAGAUCUGCCUCAGCUAGUGGCUGCUUUCCAUAGUUUGGUUGGUUUGGCUGCUGUGCUCACCUGUGUAGCAGAAUACAUGAUUGAAUAUCCUCACUUCGCUACUGAUCCAGCUGCAAACCUCACCAAGGUUGUGGCGUACCUUGGGACGUACAUUGGUGGAGUCACUUUCAGUGGCUCUCUUGUUGCUUAUGGAAAACUGCAAGGUAUCCUGAAUUCUGCACCACUGCUCUUGCCUGGUCGACAUGCAUUGAAUGCGGGAUUGCUGGCUGCCAGUAUUGGUGGAAUGGUUCCAUACAUGAUUGAUCCUAGUUACACUACGGGAAUUACUUGCUUAGGUUCGGUGUCAGCUCUCUCAGCCAUAAUGGGUGUCACUUUAACAGCAGCUAUUGGAGGUGCUGACAUGCCUGUAGUUAUUACUGUCCUGAACAGUUAUUCUGGAUGGGCUUUGUGUGCUGAGGGCUUCCUACUGAACAACAACUUGCUGACCAUUGUUGGUGCACUCAUUGGCUCCUCUGGGGCCAUCCUCUCUUACAUCAUGUGUGUGGCUAUGAACCGUUCCCUUGCAAAUGUGAUUCUAGGGGGCUAUGGCACCACGUCAACAGCUGGUGGGAAGCCCAUGGAAAUUACUGGAACCCACACAGAAAUCAAUGUGGACAAUGCAAUUGAAAUGAUAAAGGAAGCCAAUAAUAUUAUUAUUACUCCAGGUUAUGGUUUGUGUGCAGCAAAAGCUCAGUACCCCAUAGCUGAUCUGGUGAAGAUGUUGAGAGAACAAGGGAAAAAUGUCAGGUUUGGUAUUCACCCUGUGGCUGGCCGUAUGCCUGGUCAGCUGAACGUACUUCUAGCAGAAGCUGGUGUUCCCUAUGAUAUUGUACUGGAAAUGGAUGAGAUCAAUGAAGACUUCCCAGAAACUGACUUGGUCCUAGUAAUUGGUGCAAAUGAUACAGUUAAUUCAGCGGCUCAGGAAGAUCCGAACUCUAUCAUAGCUGGAAUGCCAGUUCUUGAGGUCUGGAAGUCCAAACAGGUCAUUGUAAUGAAGAGAUCUUUGGGAGUCGGUUAUGCAGCGGUGGACAAUCCAAUCUUCUACAAACCAAAUACUGCCAUGUUGUUGGGAGAUGCUAAGAAGACUUGUGAUGCCCUGCAGGCCAAAGUCAGGGAAUCGUAUCAAAGCUAAAUACUGAUUUAUAUUCCACUCACGGUUGCAACUACGGUUUUGUUACAGAGGCCAUGGAAAACGAGUUAGAAGAAUCUUUUACUGUCACAAAGCAGCCAGCAUUUGGAGAAGACUGCAUUGACUCCUAGGAGAUGUAGAUCAGUCAGGGAAUGUAGGCUUUUAUGAAAGGAUGGGCACAUUAGCCCUUCAAACUAAAUCUCCCAUGAGGCAAUGCAUUAAAGAACAAAAAUGUGCUUUUUAAGGUUAACAUUGAGCUGUUAGAAGCAGGAACUAAUAACUCAUGGUCAUCUUUAAGUAGUUAUUUGCUCCCUCUUCCUAACUGUCUGUACUUCUGUCAUGGAAAUUCACUAAAAAAUACUGUGCCAAAAUUGUAUCCUGUCUUAUCAAAGCUGUUCUUUGGCCAGUAUGGACAAAACAACUAUUUAUUUCAUCAAAACUUAAAGCAAAAUUACAAGCAGAUGCAAGCAGAUGCAAGUAGAUGCUUACAUGAUUUGAGAUUC
Molecule: messenger RNA, 3812 nt
Organism: Pelecanus crispus (Dalmatian pelican)
Lineage: Eukaryota; Metazoa; Chordata; Aves; Pelecaniformes; Pelecanidae
Gene: NNT
Product: nicotinamide nucleotide transhydrogenase
Biological process (GO): proton transmembrane transport; NADPH regeneration
Cellular component (GO): mitochondrial inner membrane
Molecular function (GO): NADP binding; oxidoreductase activity
Source: RefSeq, a predicted model, not a curated record